Molecule: messenger RNA, 1386 nt
Organism: Fonsecaea nubica
Lineage: Eukaryota; Fungi; Ascomycota; Eurotiomycetes; Chaetothyriales; Herpotrichiellaceae
Exons: 2
Coding region: 1-1386 (461 amino acids)
Biological process (GO): transmembrane transport
Cellular component (GO): fungal-type vacuole membrane
Molecular function (GO): transmembrane transporter activity
Source: RefSeq, a predicted model, not a curated record
AUGUCGCAGGACCUGGAGAAGCAGAUCCCCAUCCGCGAGGAGCCAGAGUCCGAACCUCAAGAAAGUCUUGUUGUCCCCAUCGACAAAGAUGUCUCGGCUUCACCUACCGAGAAGUCGUCGCUCGAUCAGCCCGCCCAAAAUGAGACUCCAAAGCCUGCCAACCCGUGGAUGGACCCGUCUUCGUUUCCGGACGGUGGUGCACAAGCCUGGCUCACGGUGGCUGCCGCCAGCGCCUGCUUUUUCGUUUCCUGGGGAUGGAUCAACUGUAUCGGAGUCUUCCAAGACUACUACAUGCGCGCCGAGUUGAAGCAAUACUCACCCAGCACCGUUGCCUGGAUUCCGUCGCUAGAGACAUUCUUUAUGCUCGCCACGGGACCUGUGGCCGGCUUCAUCUUCGACAACUAUGGCCCCACCAGGCUGCUCAUUGCCGGUAGCUUUCUGCAUGUUUUCGGCUUGAUGAUGGCCUCCCUCUCCACAGAAUACUAUCAGUUCCUCCUCAGCCAGGGCGUUUGCAGUGCCAUUGGUGCCUGUUGCAUCUUCACCCCGGCCGUCUCGUGUGUCUCGACAUGGUUCUUUCACAAACGUGGUAUGGCCAUUGGGAUCACCGCUGCAGGCAGCUCUCUCGGCGGUGUCCUGUUUCCCAUCAUUGUUAGUCGCAUGAUCGAGGAGACAGGGUUUCCGUGGGCCAUGCGGACCUGCGCCUUUCUCAUUCUGGGCCUCUGCACCUUUGCCGUCUUCACGCUGCGCUCUCGGUUCCCUCCGUCUCGGCGUCCUUGGAGCAUCAUGGCCUUCGUCCGGCCCCUCAAAGAAGUCCCCAUGAUCCUGCUCACUCUUGCCACUUUCUUCUUUUACUGGGGCAUGUUCCCGGUAUUCUCCUUCGUCACAGCCGUGGCCAACGGCAGGGGAAUGUCGCUCGAGCUAGCUCAGUACCUCGUUUCCAUCCUGAAUGCUGGUUCUGUCUUUGGCCGGACAUUACCAGGGUUGUUGGGUGAUCGAGUUGGGCGCUUCAACGUCAUGACCGUCUUCUGCACUCUGACGGCCAUUUUGAUCCUGGCGGUGUGGAUCCCCGCCACGAGCAACGCAGGCCAACUCGUGUUUGCCCCGUUGUUUGGUUUUGCCUCCGGUGCUGCCAUUGGGCUGACGCCUGCUCUGAUUGCACAAGUUUCCCCGAUCAGGGAGAUUGGUGUGCGGACAGGCACGGUCUUUGCCGCGGGUUCGAUAGGGGCGUUGACGGGGUCGCCAAUCGGAGGUGCCUUGAUCACUCGCGAUCACGGAGGCUUUCUGUACCUUCAACUAUUUGGCGGUUGUGUCUGUCUUGUUGGGUGUCUCUUCUUCCUCAUAGCUCGGAUAUACCUGGUUGGCACUGAUCUGAGGAAGAAAGUGUAG